This is a messenger RNA of Pieris macdunnoughi, 1467 nucleotides long. Lineage: Eukaryota; Metazoa; Arthropoda; Insecta; Lepidoptera; Pieridae. The record is from the annotation of a GenBank genome assembly.
AUGUGCGUGAUUCGUUUCGCCUUUGUAGGCGUACUAAAAGUUCGUAUCCAAGUCCAACGUCAAAUGGCCCGUGAGUACGAGCAGCUGAAAGGGACUGUGGCCACUGUCCAGAUGUUCCAGCAUGAGGGAGAUAAACCCAUUACACCGCUCGGUGGAAAUCUAGAAGACUUACCGACCCGAGAUAUGAUCUGGGCACCCGCACCGCAUGAAGUAGAUCCUGACAUCUGGCCACCACCGCCUGAUAGAGAUCCCAGCUCUUGGCCCUCACCUACCAGCGUUGAACAUAAGGGUCCCCCGCCAUUGAAAUCAGCCCGCAACAACCCGCGAAAUAAUCGAACAGCUGACGCCAAGAAGCCUGCACCUAAGACAGCAACCACCUCGCAAAGAAAGACUUCAGAUGUACGAAACCCCAAAAUUAAUACAAAGGCACAUAGCGCAAAAACAAAAGACACAAACAAAGAUCACAAUAAAGACAAGCAGGACAGAGACAACAAUAAUGGAGACAGAGACACAGAUGAGGAGAAACACAAAGAGGACGAGAGACGGUUUGAGCCCAACUCCUCAGCUGAUAACGACCUAGUCGAUAUGUUAGAAAGAGAUAUAGUACAAAAGAACCCAAACAUACGGUGGGACGACAUCGCAGAUCUUUCUGAAGCCAAGCGGCUGCUGGAAGAAGCCGUUGUCUUGCCUCUAUGGAUGCCGGACUUUUUCAAGGGAAUCCGUCGGCCGUGGAAAGGCGUUUUAAUGGUUGGACCCCCAGGCACAGGCAAGACGAUGCUUGCCAAAGCAGUCGCUACAGAAUGUGGAACUACCUUCUUCAACGUUUCAUCGUCUACCCUCACUUCUAAGUACCGAGGGGAGUCUGAGAAACUUGUUAGACUGCUGUUUGAAAUGGCCCGAUUCUACGCCCCAUCAACGAUAUUUGUAGAUGAGAUAGACUCGUUGUGUUCCCGGCGAGGUUCGGACAGCGAGCACGAGGCCUCGAGACGAGUCAAGUCGGAGCUGCUCGUCCAAAUGGAUGGACUUACAGACGAACCUGGAAAGGUUGUAAUGGUAUUAGCAGCAACAAAUUUUCCCUGGGAUAUAGAUGAGGCACUCCGGCGUCGGCUUGAAAAGAGAAUAUACAUCCCUCUGCCAACGCAGGAAGGUCGGGAAGCAUUACUCCAAAUAAACCUUCGCGAGGUUAAACUAGAUCCAGAAUUGGAUUUGCUAUCGGUCGCCAAAAAGCUGGAUGGAUAUUCCGGAGCAGACAUUACUAAUGUUUGCAGGGACGCGUCAAUGAUGUCCAUGAGACGAAGAAUCACUGGUUUGAAACCGGAGCAGAUAAAACAACUUGCCAAGGAGGAAUUGGACUUGCCGGUCACCAAACAAGAUUUCCUCGAGGCUAUAUCGAAAUGCAACAAGUCCGUAUCGAAAGGUGACAUUCAGAAAUAUCUCACCUGGAUGGCGGAGUUUGGCUCCUCCUGA